This is a messenger RNA of Anopheles arabiensis, 2978 nucleotides long. RefSeq names its product FERM domain-containing protein 5 (gene Frmd5). Bases 952 to 2685 code for a protein of 577 amino acids. Gene Ontology annotation, cellular component: cytoskeleton. Gene Ontology annotation, molecular function: cytoskeletal protein binding. Lineage: Eukaryota; Metazoa; Arthropoda; Insecta; Diptera; Culicidae. The transcript is spliced from 8 exons. The record is from RefSeq and is a predicted model, not a curated record.
UUGACAGCUUCGCUCUCGAGCAGUCGCUUGCACUGGCUCACAAACGCACCUAGAACGGAACCCCGUACGCACACCACGGACGUGAACGCGCGCACACACACACAAGCUCCGUACACAGGCGAGCAGCGAAAAAUACGUCCCCCGAGCUGAGAGGGAUUACAGAAUUGUGCCGUCGUGCAAAAGUUCCACGAAGGUUUGGCCAAGGGAUGUUGUGGAUUGCUGCGAUUGCUGCGUGUGUUGCAAACGCCCUAAUGCAAGUGUAAGCAGAAUUCUUCCCCCUUUACUUCUCCAACCGAGCAACUUGGCACGGAGCAGAAAUUGUGGUAACUUUGUUCGUGCAAAAAAAGGAGUUUGCUCCAAAGUGUGUUGCACUAGUGUUCCUGAAGAUCCUGUCUGUUCGUAUACCGUGAAUGUAUUAUCAACCAGCAAACGACGACCUCAACAAAUUCUGUGCCACAGCGGUCCCGUUCACUGAAUCAACAACCUCGCAGAAGCCAGUGUCACAGUGUCACAGAGUGUCCGGAUAGGUUAGAAAAGAGUCAUUCAAUUGCCGCUGGAAGGAUUGCUGGCACAGUUCUACGUACGGAGCUGUUCCUGUAAUAGAAUAUACCUUUCCCCCACAAACCCCACCAUUCCUCCUAUUGUGUCAAUUAGCUUCGUUUCCCAGCCAACGGGAUUCCGAGAGCCACUUCCGUGUGCGUUGGGCACGAUUAAAAAAAGGUGAAUGAGAAGCUCGUAAGAGAAAGAAGAAAUCCAUCCACCUCCCCACGGAUGGUGUGUGCGUGCGUUCGACGGUAGACACAGUGCUUGGCGUAUGCCCGCGGGCCCAUACCGGCUGAUUGCGUGUAGCGAAGGAAGGGCGACUCCCAACAACAGCAUCAGCAGGGGCAAAUCCAUCCAGCAGCACCACACUCAGCGCUUGAUUCCGGUUCCGGGCAAGAGCGGGCUACUAUGUUCAAGAGCCGAAGCGAGGGCAAUGUUGUUUACAAGUGUACCGUACGGCUGCUGGAAGAUCUCGAUGUCCUGGAGUGCGAAUUUCAGCCACACCAUAAGGGUUGUUUUCUCCUGGACUACGUCUGCGAGCAGCUGGAAAUCACCGAAAAGGAUUAUUUUGGGCUCCGAUUUGUCGACUCCGCCAAGCAGAGGCACUGGCUGGAUCUGGCAAAAACUAUAAUCAAGCAAGUCAAAGAUGUGGAUCCACUCGUGCUUUCGUUUCGUGUCAAAUUUUACCCAGCCGAUCCCCUACGGCUAACGAACAAUGGAAAGCUGAUGCUAUACCAGCAAUUAAAACGCGAUCUUCGGCAUGGUCGGCUGUACUGUUCCGCCGGUGAGGCAGCAGCCCUGGGAGCGCUAAUAGUGCAAGACGAGCUCGGCGAUUACGAUGCGGAAGCACACACCGGCGAGUACGUGUCGUCGCUCAAGAUCGCCCUGCGCCAGUCGGACCAGCUGGAGAAGAAGGCGAUGGAGCUGCACCAGAAGCGCGACCCGGGCCAGGAAGCGGUCGCAGUGUACGACGAGUUCGUCGGGAUCGCGCGCAGCCUCGAAACGUACGGGAUCGACCCGCAUCCGGUGAAGGAUCACCGCGGUACACAGCUUUACCUGGGCAUUAACUUCUCCGGCAUCAGCACGUUUGCGGCGGGCCGCCGUACGCAACACUUCCGCUGGCCCGAGGUGCACAAGAUCAACUUCGAGGGCAAGAUGUUCAUCAUCCAUCUGGCGUACUCGGAGGAUCGGAGGGAAGUGAAAAAGCACACCGUAGGAUUCAAGUGUCCGUCGGGUGCGGCCUGCCGGUACGUGUGGCGAUGUUCCAUCGAGCAGAUGCUGUUCUUUACUCUUCCAACCAGCCAACACGCUUCCGUUGUUUCCGGGGGUGGAUUUUUCUCCUGGGGUACCAAAUUCCGCUACUCGGGCCGGACCGAGCGCGAGCUGAUGUCCGAGGCGCUGCAGGCGCUGCGCCAGCAGAAGCUCAACAACACCAGCCCGAGCAAGAGGAAAGCGCAGAGCGUUCCGGCGACACCGUCGAGCCCGCAGGGCGAUCUGGCAGAAAUCCGUAAGUCCCGAUACAGUAGCCUUCCACGAUCGACCAUGUCGGAGCCGCUCGGUGGCUGCGGCGACCAUCUGGCCUCGUCCGUGUACUGCACCGACAAUCCACUGCCCACGCUCGAGACGGUCUCGGAGGAGGCGCGCAAAACGAACGGUGAAAGCAACGACCACCUGUCCGACUACUACUUCCGCGACUCGUUCGACCACUCGUCGUCCGAGUCCGGCUUCACGGCGGCGGCGAACAGUGCGGCGAACCCGCUCGGCGACCACCAUCACCAUCCGCACCAUCGCACGCACCAUCCGCACCAUCUGCACCAUCACCACCGGCAGGCGUACACGACGGACAACAUCCCGGCGCUGGCGAUGCACCACAGCGUCACCAACCAUGCGGCCAGCAUCAUCCAGCAGCAGAACGCCAGCAACAGUGCGAAGAAUGCGAAAAAGUUCUCGCUACUGCAAGCGUUCGUCCCGUCGUUCCUGUUCGUGGUGGUCGUGCUGAUCGUGUCCGCGAUCUACAUCCUCGAGACGGACACCGAGCUGUUCGCCCCGCUGCGCAACUGGCCGGAGAUGAUCUGCCUGCGCUACCAGUACUACCAGCCGCUGAAGGAGUUUCUGGCGAAAAAGUUCGGUGCCAUAUUUUGAUUCAUUCUGACCGGACGCACGGACGCUUCCACUUCGUGUGCCGGCGAUGGCGGGCGGACUGGUUGUGGCCGGACCGUGGACGGCUGGUCCAGCUACUACCAGCCGCCGGAGUACUUUCGGGAGCGCGAUACCGGGGGUAGCAGCAAUGAGACGCCCAUCUCACUCACGCUUACCCUGCCCACGGCAAGGGCCAUGUAAGGUGCUGGAUUGUAACAUUUGGAGGAGAGGGAGAGAGAGGAAGAAAUGCAAAAUUAGCUUAAAUAUGUUAAAACUGUUUAGUACUUUGUACCAUA